CUUUGCAUCACUUACUUCCUCCCACUUAGAAGAAUAUUAAAAGCGAGCGCACAUGGCAGCUAAUGACUAUCGUGUUUACCUGCGGAACUCUACCGACAUGGAGAGUGGUCAGGCGCGCUUCCACCCAGCCCAGGGUGCAGAACCAACGUGUAGACCCCUUGUUUUUGGAACGCUCGUUGUUAUGGGAUUGCUUCAAAUCGUAUCGAGUGUAGCAAUCUUGCUACACUUAACAGGUUAUCUACACGAGGUAGACUUCUCCUCAGUGCAGCAGAGACCUGCAGAGGAAGCGGAGACUGGGCCCGUGCUGGCCGACGCGCUCAAAGACCACAGGAAAAGGGAUCGGUCCAGAUGCCCCAAAAGCCAGAAGGACCUCAUACCAGCUGCCCAUUUGCCCAUCAAAGCUCCCAUCGAUUACGUCCAGAAAGGAGAGGUGGAGGCCCGAAUGAUCCAGUGGAAUGAAGCCCAAGGUCAGCUGUACAAGAUCAGGUACCACGACGGGCGCAUCCUGGUGCAGGAGGGGGGCCUGUACUUCGUGUACGCCCAGACCUGCUUCCGCCUGUACGAGCCGGAGGCGGAGGGGGUGCCCGAGGUCAACGCGCAGCUCAUCCAGUACGUGUACCACGAGAAGUACACGCAGACCACCAAGCCCAUGGUGCUGAUGAAGACGGGCAGCACCAAGCGCUGGCGCAGCCCCGACUACCACAUGUACUGCGCCCAGCAGGGCCGGCUCUUCCGCCUGAGGGAGGGCGACGGCCUCCACGUCAACGUCUCCAACUCCUGGCUGCUGGACCCCGACUCGGAGGGCAGCUACUUCGGGGUCUUCAAGACCAGCAACUGAAACGUACCCCCCCCCCC
Messenger RNA from Anguilla anguilla (European eel), 855 nucleotides. Its product is annotated as tumor necrosis factor ligand superfamily member 11-like. The coding region runs from base 53 to 838 and encodes 261 amino acids. Gene Ontology annotation, molecular function: tumor necrosis factor receptor binding. The record is from RefSeq and is a predicted model, not a curated record. The transcript has 4 exons. Gene Ontology annotation, cellular component: membrane. NCBI's taxonomy places the organism in Eukaryota, Metazoa, Chordata, Actinopteri, Anguilliformes, Anguillidae. Gene Ontology annotation, biological process: immune response.